Molecule: messenger RNA, 2707 nt
Organism: Parasteatoda tepidariorum (common house spider)
Lineage: Eukaryota; Metazoa; Arthropoda; Arachnida; Araneae; Theridiidae
Source: RefSeq, a predicted model, not a curated record
UUCUUGCGCAGCAAUAAUGGCAACAGGAAAUCGAUGUGUACAGGAAUUACUCUGAGAUUUGUUGUCAUUCAGCUAUUCAUUUCAGGGAGUAAUCUAUGGUGUGUCAUUCACUUUCUGUUUUGAAAACGUUUCCAAAAAUUCAUGGAUUGUGAAUUACGACAAUUUACAAAACUUAAACUAGCUUAAUUUUCUAUUUCACGCCAAGUAUAAUAUGCGAUUUAUUGAAAAAGACCAUCCAGACUUGGAACAAAGCACAGUAAUGGCGUUCGCUGCGAUGAAUUACGGAAGCCGUUCGCAUGGCAACCAUUGGCAGCGUAGAAACCAUUGUUUUGGUAAUUCAUGGCUGAGUGUAAUUCACCAUGAACGACGAUCUGUGCGAAAAAUUUUCCAUUAUUACUGCAAUAUGGCGAGAACAGAUAUUUGUUGUAGUAAACUAUCCUGGAUUCUCCGAUGGCAUUUUAAGGUGAAAACAUAACCUGAGCCUUGAAACUUUCUGCAGUGGACUUCACAACUUGUCUUGUAACACAUUAAAUGCUCUAAUAUUAAGUGGAAAAACGAUCUGAUUUAUUGACAAAUAUCAGAAAUGUCUAGCUACAACAUACCAGAACGAGACUUCAUGAGAUGUUUCCGAAAGGCUCUGUCUGUUCCUUUUUUGUUGAAUAAUGUUUGCUCAACAAAUAUUCAAGAAUUCGUUACAAGUUAUGCUGCUUCACUUGGUUGCACAGAAAAAAGCUUCUUUUUUCCUCUUUUGACAUGUGCUGCAUCUUGUAUGGGUACUGAGAGCUAUUUAGAAAUAAUAAAUCACUGGAUUGAACCUCCAAUUGUGUGGACUUUAGUUAUUGCACCAAAAUCACUGUUAAGAGUUGAUGUAGCUGAACAUGUAAAACAACAUCUUCUUAAAGCUCAGAAUGAUACCUGGGUGCUACACAAAAAUGAAGAUACCAAGGAUUAUUUGAAAAAAUUUUUGUUUGACAUUUUUACUUUGGAACAGUUGCAAGAAAUGUUAAAGUUAAGCAAUGGUCAUGGAAUAGCUAUUUAUAAUAGUGCAAGAUCUUUGCAUAAAAACAUGUUGGAACCUGUAGAGGCUGAUAUAAUGUUGCGGCUGCAUUCAGGAUUGGCUUGGUUUCAAGAUUCUCGUGUCAGUCGAAGUACUGUAACUAAGACAAGAGUAAAUUUUGCUAUCAUAUCAACUCCUGCUGCUGUUCAUCAAACAUUGACUUCUGCCCCAAAUUUCAAAGAGCUGUUUCAUCAAAGCUUUUUACUAACGUGUACUGAAGACAGCCAUGCAAAAUUUAAUCAAAUUUCUGAAGUAAAUAAUUCAGAUAAAUUAGUUGAAAUAUUUACAUCAUUAAUAAAACUUCAUUGUUCUCAUGGUCCCAUUGUGUACAAGCUAAGUGCUGAAGGAAAGGAAAAGUUCAGCGAAAUUCACGAUGAGCUUACAGAUAAAGCUAAGCAAAUGGCCAGAAAAAAUGCUGAUAAAGUAUUUCAGCCUGCUCUUUCUUAUCUUGGACGUUUGACUUUAAUUCUUCAUGUUCUUGAUAAUGUUAUUGAUUCUAUUAAUUAUCAAAUACCUGUUUCUCAUUUAACUUGGAACACAGAAAUAAGUGCAAACACUGUUUGGCAUGCACGAGAACUACUUAGUCAUUUUAUUGAACAACGACAUGCAUUGAUGGAGGAAUUGAAAUUUCCCUCUCAAUCCGGUGCUCCGACACCACCUAUUGAAGUAGUAGAUGGACAAAACAGAGUUGUAUCUCGCAAUAUGCUUACUCCACCACAACGAUCACCUCAAAAUGUUAUGAUGAGGUCUAAUAAUUCUGUAAAUACAGUCAAUCCAGUAAAUAAUGUCAGAAGAAAUAUAUUAAACAAUUCUAGAGUUAGGCAGCCUGUUAGAAAUUAUCAACCACCUCUUCCUCUUAAUAGUACUGUUGUUGAACCAAUAAUUCAGUCUGUGCGUUCAAAUGCAAUACCUGCUACUCAGACCAUUCCUUUUAACCCUAUCAUUACAAAUUGUGAAACCUUAAAUAAUAACUUGAAUACAGAACUAAAUUUGCCCACUGCUCUUUCAGUUUCGAGAUCCGAAGAUCAAGCUGACCAAGCAAUACCUGUUCUUCUAUCACGUGCACCAAAUACAUCCAUUUCAGAUAUCUCUAAAGAGGAUUUCAUUCGAACCCAGAGGAAUUCUUUAAAAAAACUGCUGAAACAUACAACCGGGGAGAUAACACCCUCUCGAUGCGUGCAGCUUAAACUUACACCUGAUGCCACCGCAUCUGAUGAAACUCAGAGGUACACUCAAAAUUUUUCAAGGUUAUUUCUUAAACGAUUAGAAUUAUUUGGUUUUGGUAUCUGUGAAGGAGCUAAUAAUGGCAAUAAACGUCAUUUUGUUUUUAAAAAGAAGAAAUUUAGUGCUCUGGGAGAUGAUCAGAGACAAAUUUUAAAUGAUCUUAAUAUCAGCGAGGUAGAGUAUAAUAAAUGCUUUACCUCUGUGUCCAUCGAAAACGAACAAAAUGGCAAAGUUGUUUGUUUAGAAUAAGUUUUUUAUUUUGAAUUUAGUGUAAAUAUCUUGUUUUUGUCCGUCUAUUUCUCAGACUCUGGUUAUUUAUUAAUGCCUGCAAUUUUAACUACAGCAUGUACAUUUUAGGACAUGUUAGGAACAGUUUUUUUGUAUAUAUGUAGAAAGACAGAUGAAAAAUAAAGUUUAUAGAAAAUA